Messenger RNA from Mollisia scopiformis, 1409 nucleotides. RefSeq names its product Aldo/keto reductase. The coding region runs from base 230 to 1201 and encodes 323 amino acids. NCBI's taxonomy places the organism in Eukaryota, Fungi, Ascomycota, Leotiomycetes, Helotiales, Mollisiaceae. The record is from RefSeq and is a predicted model, not a curated record. The transcript is spliced from 2 exons.
AAUAAAGUUGCUGAAUGACAUACGGACUCCGGCAACGGGUUACUGCACAGGAAUCGGCUCUCGACAAUCCUCAAACGUCCGAAUCACCACCACCAAUUUGCAAAACGGAAGUCCGCUUUUACUUAACAACGAAAUUCUGAUGAAGAAAUGCAUAUGAUACGAAAUAAGUAAACAAUUCCAUCUUCAAACCUACCAUCUCCUCGUUUCAUACUCAAUCUCUUUUCCAAUCAUGCCUGAAGUCAAGAUCAUCUGUGGUGGCGUAGGUUUCGGUGCAUUUGGCACCGAGCCCCAAGUCGAAGAACUGAUGGACGUCCUUGAAAAAGCAGGCGUUCACAAUAUCGACACAGCCAGAAUCUACGCUGGCGGAAACGGCGAGAGACUUUUGGGGAAUGUGAAAGCUGGCUCUCGUUUCACAAUCGACACGAAAGUAGGUGGUGGGUUCCAACCUGGAUCAUUGAAGAAAGGGGAGCUGGAGAAGAAUGCUGCUGCUAGUUUGGAGAUGUUGGGUAUGGACAAGGUAGACGUAUUCUACAUCCACGCCCCCGAAUACAACAUCCCGCUCUCCGAAUCCCUCUCCUCCAUCAACGCCCUCCACCUCUCCGGCAAAUUCGCCCGCUUCGGCCUCUCAAACUGUCCCGCCUCUUACGUGCGAGAGAUCUACAACCACUGCAAAGAACACAACUACGUGCUCCCGUCCGUCUACCAGGGCCAAUACAGCCCCAUCACCCGCAAGCAGGAAACGGACCUCUUCCCCACGCUCCGCGAGCUCGGUAUGAGUUUCUACGCCUACAGCCCGCUGGCAGGCGGCUUCCUGACCAAGACUCGCAACGCGUUACUAGAUGGUGGCAGAGAGGCGGGCAGGUUCGAUCAGAGCUUGCCGCGGCUGUCGCCGUUUCUGAAGGAGUAUCGCGAUAUGUUCGACAAGCCGGCGUACGUCGAGAUCCUGGGUGAGUGGGAAAGAGCAGCGGCGAUGGCGGGGUGUGGGAAGGCUGAACUGGCGUACAGGUGGGUGAGGUAUAAUUCUGGGCUGAAGGGGGAGCUGGGGGACGGGAUGAUUAUUGGGCCGGGGAAUAUGGGGCAGUUGAAGGGGACGCUGGAGGGGUUUGAGAGGGGGCCGUUGAGUGAGGAGGUUUGUGAGGCGAUUGAGGGGGUUUGGAAGAGUGUUGAGAAGGAGGCUCCGCUUGAUUGCUUCAAUGGUUAGGUAGGGGAGGUGUUCCUUUGAUCGGCAGAAGGAUGAGUGCUGCGUUACCUUUACAGACAAUUGAAUUGAAACCUUACACACAAGCACUUGGCUCUGUCUUGGAGAAUUCCCGCUUGCCCUAUCGAGUAGUUGGAGGGUCCAAGAUAAUGCACUCUCACAUUACCGUACUGUGCAAUAGUGAGAAUAUAUUUACCAUGGCCGGACUCGU